AGUUUGUGAAAAUGCAGUGGUUAUUUUCUAUAGGACACAUUUACAUUUUGACAUUUUGCUCUUGGUGGAGAUGUGAAGACUUGAACAUGUCUGGCCCUCCAGUGGAUCUGUCAUUUAAAGAUAUCAGCCAUGUUUCAGGUGCUUUGUCUGAGGUACCCCGAAGUGGCUUGCGGCCUUUACAAACAAACUCAAAGGGCAAGUACCUGAGCUGCUCUUUGCGUCUGAGUAACAACAACAUCACAGACCUCGUCGGCCUCCAGUACACGCUCGGCCACUUUCUGGCUCAACCAUCAAAGCUCGGCUGGCUGGACCUGUCCUUCAAUAAGAUCACAAGCAUAGAUCCAGUCUUGUGCGAGCUGUGUGAACUGCGUGUGUUGUACUUUCAUGCCAACGGCAUCUGGAACCUAACAGAUAUAAACAAACUGGGGGAGCUGCAGUAUCUGCACACUAUCACAAUACAUGGAAAUCCCAUUGAAGCCCACAAAGGCUACAGGAAUCAUGUGAUUUCCGUCCUGCCUCACCUGAAGAUGAUGGACUUCAGUUCUGUGACACGCGAUGAGCGAGCUUUGGCAAAUGUUUGGUGCCACAGCACAAACCGUGGCAGAAACACCAAGAGUCUCCAGUAACUAUUAUGACUACAUUAAGUCAUUCCUUUAAAUAAUCAACCAUUAACCUAAUGUAAAAACUACUCUGAAAUUAAAUGUUUCCUUCUCCUAAAAUCUAACACUAAUACUAAUGAUUCCAAUAAAUCUUACUGAAAGGAUAUUACUGGAUGUUUUUGGAGCCCAGACACUUCCUCAUGUGCCAACAACAUAAUGAUACAACUUUUAUGCAAAAUUAGUAACAUUUGACCAUAGAAGGUGUAGGUUUAUCCACAUACAUUUAAGUAUUUUGUUCAACCAGUUGUAAAAUAUGAGAAUAUUGGCCUAUUUAGCUCCUUUGUUGACAUAUAUUACUUACGUAAACAAGUCUGUAACAGCACAAGAUGACAACCAGCCAACCAUUCUGGUUUAUUUACAUAACUACCAAACAAAGGCACUCUGAAUUAAAAUCCUUCAGUAUUAGUGGUAAACGUGUGCUGGAGACUUCUAAAUCCACUCAAUCCAGAACUGAAUGUGAAAAUAACCAGGGCAACAGCAAAUCAAAACAGGGUUUGGCAUUUAAUAUAAUAGUCAAAUGUACAGUAUUGUUUCAGUUGGACAUGCAUGCAAAAAUCAUCUCAUCUCAAAAGUCCCAUGUGAAACCAGCACAAGACAUCAUACUUGACUACAGUUUCAAAUGAAGAAUUUUUUUACACUCUCAUAUUAAUUCUUAAAGUCACAUGACAUCAACACUUGUAUGGCUCUUGCAAUAAACUGAUGAUUGGUUAAAGUGUGUUCUUUAAUUCACUGCCCAAGAGGAUGAGCCAGUCCGACAGUUAACAGUUAGGCCUAUGAUUUGACCUUUAAUGCAUGUAAAAUGUGUGUAUUCUGCUAAUACUGUUAAAAUAUUAGGUAUUCUCUUUACACAAUACUGAUGGUGUCAUUUGUCAUAAAAAGUAUCAAAAUGGGGGCUUUUUUU
Molecule: messenger RNA, 1560 nt
Organism: Lates calcarifer (barramundi perch)
Lineage: Eukaryota; Metazoa; Chordata; Actinopteri; Centropomidae
Product: leucine-rich repeat-containing protein 51
Exons: 4
Coding region: 12-626 (204 amino acids)
Molecular function (GO): protein binding
Source: RefSeq, a predicted model, not a curated record